Penicillium daleae is the source of this 1533-nucleotide messenger RNA. Its product is annotated as Efflux pump dotC. The record is from RefSeq and is a predicted model, not a curated record. Bases 1 to 1533 code for a protein of 510 amino acids. Gene Ontology annotation, biological process: transmembrane transport. The transcript is spliced from 2 exons. NCBI's taxonomy places the organism in Eukaryota, Fungi, Ascomycota, Eurotiomycetes, Eurotiales, Aspergillaceae. Gene Ontology annotation, molecular function: transmembrane transporter activity.
AUGGCAGAUACUUCAGACUCCGCAGCCGAAGAAAAGGGGACGUCAAAUGAUGUUGAACGGCUCGAUACCCAGGCUUCCUUCGAGCCCCCUCCGAUGCGGCCCUGGCAGCGACGAUUGAUCGUCCUAUCACUCUGCUUGUCCUUAUUCUUGGGUGCACUUGACAUCACCAUCAUUUCGACUGCCCUCCCGAGCAUCGCAGCACAUCUUCAUGUGACGUCUCGGGAAUACGCUUGGAUUGGAAGUGGUUAUACCCUGGCAACAACCGCGUCCACUCCAGUCUGGGUCAAGCUUUCCGACAUCUUUGGGAGGAAGCCAACUAUCAUGGCUGCAGUUACCAUCUUCAUGGUAGGCAGUCUUGUUAGCGCGUUGGCAAGUUCUAGCACUUCACUGCUCGCGGGGAGAGUAGUGCAAGGGCUAGGUGGUGGAGGAUCGAUAGUCCUUGUGACUGUUAUCAUUGGUGAUAUUUUUGCUCUCGCCGAUCGUGCCAAAUACUACGGUAUUACUGGAAUUGCUUUUGCGGUAGCGAGUGCUAUCGGGCCGGUGUUGGGUGGUGCAUUUACUGAUGGAAUUGGAUGGAGAUGGUGCUUCUAUAUCAAUCUCCCUUUUGAUGGGAUAGUUCUAGUGCUCCUCUACUUCAAUCUCAAUCUCAACAUUGAGAAAGAGUCACUGACUGAUGGAUUAUACAGUAUAGACUGGAUGGGGUUCCUUCUGAUCAUCGGAGGGACAAUUUGCUUCCUUUACGGGCUCGAGGUUGGUUCGAGUGGGCUCAUGGCAUGGCGUUCUGCCACAGUCAUUGUCCUAAUCAUUUUUGGUGUUCUUAUAAUGGCUUUAUUCAUGAUCUGGGAGGCCAAAUUCGCCAAAAGCCCACUGAUUCCGGUUCGGAAUUUCCAGAAACGAACAUCUCUCGCCUCAUUUACCGUCGCAUGUCUUCAUUCUUUCGUGUUCAUCUCGUUUGACUUCUUUUUACCCUUGUACUACCAAGUGGUUCUUGGGUUCAGGCCACUCAUAUCCGGAGUCACCCUUUUUGCCCUGAUCAUCCCCAUGUCAUGCGCAACGUUCUGCGGUGGUUUCUUCGUCAGAAAGACAGGGAACUAUCUGGCUAUGAUAUUCACAGGAACAAGCCUGUUGACCCUUGGCACGGGCCUUUUCAUCAACUUCGGCACCAGGAUCUCGUGGCCUAGGAUCAUCGUCUUUGAAGUCGUUGCUGGUAUAGGAGCCGGCCUGCUUUUCCAAAGCCCUAUGAUUGCAUUACAGAGUCAUCUACGACAGGGGGAUAUCGCUGCAGCAAUGUCGGCGUUUGCCUUUCUUCGAAAUUUGAGUACUUCAAUUUCGAUCGUAAUAGGGACAGUACUGAUCCAACAGACUAUUGGAAGUGGCAGUUUGACUACUGUGAUAGACCACGGGAGUUCAGGCGCUGCGAGUAGAAAACAGUAUGUCUUGGGAUUGCGAAAUAUGUGGAUCUUUUACACUUGUACGGCCUCUGUCACCAUUUUUGCCACUUUUUUCAUCAAGUCGAAAAUAGUGAAGGCAUAA